Messenger RNA from Klebsormidium nitens, 1444 nucleotides. The record is from the annotation of a GenBank genome assembly. NCBI's taxonomy places the organism in Eukaryota, Viridiplantae, Streptophyta, Klebsormidiophyceae, Klebsormidiales, Klebsormidiaceae.
GUUUAGAGCCUAGAAAAGCUUCGAACGUAGGAGGAAGACGCUUGAUCGAUCAAGAUCAAAAUUCUGAUAACCUGGCAGGAUAAUUCCUUACAGUAGGGUUAUAAGCAUGGGGAGUUACUCCGGGGAGCUCACCGGGGCGGUCGGGCUUGUCAGCAACACAGGCGGGCUCAGGGGGAAAGAUCAAGUGGAAGGAGCAGUUGAUGGGUAUGAGAAGUACCACAGCCUCCAUGGGGGCGAUGUGGCUGCCAGGAAGGCGUCUUACGCUGACAUGGUGAACCGAUACUAUGAUCUGGCCACCAGUUUCUACGAAUAUGGAUGGGGGGAGUCCUUCCACUUUGCCCACAGAGUGCGCAAUGAGACACUGCGCGACAGCAUCCGGCGCCAUGAGCACUUUUUGGCUCUCAAGCUGGGCUUGAAGCCAGGCGACAAGGUGCUGGACGUGGGUUGCGGCAUCGGGGGCCCGCUGCGGGAGAUUGCCAUCUUCAGUGGGGCAUCCAUCACAGGCUUGAACAACAAUGCAUACCAGAUUACCCGAGGGGAGGCGUUGAACCACUACUUUGGCCUAGACAAGACAUGCAACUUUCUCAAAGCAGACUUCAUGAAGAUCCCCCAGCCGGACAACACGUAUGACGCCGUCUAUGAGAUUGAGGCAACCUGCCAUGCGCCUGAGCCGGUGAACUGCUACCGGGAGCUGUUGCGCGUCCUCAAGCCAGGGGGCUGCUUUGCCGGGUACGAGUGGUGCAUGACCGCCAGCUUUGAUGCCGACAAUGCUGAGCACCGCCGGAUCAAGUCGGAGAUUGAGAUUGGCAAUGGGCUGCCUGACCUGCAAACUGUGGCACAGUGCCGCAGAGCGCUGGUGGAAGCAGGCUUCGAGGUGCUUGACGCGGCGGACCUGACCCUGACUGCGGAGGUGCCGUGGUGGCAGCCGCUGGGCCCCGCGCUGUGGGAGUUGCGCACCCCGCAGGACUUCGCCCGCCACUGGAUGGGCCGCUUCCUCACUCGCAACGCCGUCAAGCUGCUGGAGAAGGUCCGCAUUGCGCCGGGCGGCAGCGUGCGCGUGCAGGAGUUCCUCGAGAAGGGCGCGGACGGCCUGCUCGAGGGCGGCCGGAAAGAGCUCUUCACCCCCAUGUACUUCUUCGUAGCUCGCAAGCCCCUACAAAGCAAGCUUCGGUGACAGAAACGUUGACUGGUGUUGCCUUGCUUGUGAUCUUUGCCGAGCCUUGGAAGAGCCAAGUCUAACGGCUGGUUAAGAUCUUGUCAGAAAUUGUUUUGAGGAAAGAAGUCACUCGUGUACGUGUUGAAAUCCAUGCACAUUCUAAGUUUGAGACGGUAUACUGUACAAGUCUGCAGCAGCCUCUUGAAAAUGUCAGUGUCACUGCAGGUGAUAUGAUACGGUUGCUAAGAUUCCGGUUCAUGUUACCGAAGGUAACUUGCAUCAGAGCUC